AGUGAAGAGAGACACUGGACAGAGGCGCUAGUCACAGGGAGGCGGUCAGUAGCUCAGGGCUUCUAGUGGGCAGGGCCUUGAGGGUACCGGAGCUGGGAAGGGUGUCACCAGCAGCAGCUGCCACUGUCCCCUUCACUGAGCAUUCCUGUCCUCCAGUGACUGAGCGUCUCUGGCCUCCAGUGCCAACGCAGAGGACAGCCAUGUGGCAGAAAGUGCUCCUGCUUGGAGGGCUCAUUGUGCUGCAGACCCAGGUCUGCAGCUGCAGAUUUGUGGACAUUGAUCAGAACUAUGGCUACUUUACCAUCUGUUUGGAGUAUGCUGUGUUUCAGUUCAACGAGAACCAGGAAGAUGAGUACGCCUACAAGUUUCUGCAGGUCCAGAAGAGCCAGCACAAGAGAGACACACUGAUAUAUCUAAUGGAUUUGGAAUUGGGCCGCACAACUUGUAAAAAACAUGACGAAGACAUCGACAAUUGCCCAUUGCAAGACGGCGCAGGAGAGAAAACGGUUCUCUGCACGUUUGUCGUGGAUGUCCGACCUUGGUUUUCUGAGUUCAAACUCCUGAACAGCACCUGUGUGCAGGAAACGUGGUGACGGAGCCCCUGGCAGUUCACGGGGGAAGCCCCCUCUUCCUCUAGAAUAUGACAAUCUGUAGUCCCAAGUCUCUGCAGCACCAGCAGAAUUAAACGCAUCUCAGCAUUU
Molecule: messenger RNA, 701 nt
Organism: Microcebus murinus (gray mouse lemur)
Lineage: Eukaryota; Metazoa; Chordata; Mammalia; Primates; Cheirogaleidae
Source: RefSeq, a predicted model, not a curated record